Molecule: messenger RNA, 8016 nt
Organism: Alosa alosa (allis shad)
Lineage: Eukaryota; Metazoa; Chordata; Actinopteri; Clupeiformes; Clupeidae
Gene: rerea
Product: arginine-glutamic acid dipeptide (RE) repeats a
Biological process (GO): regulation of DNA-templated transcription
Cellular component (GO): nucleus
Molecular function (GO): transcription corepressor activity; chromatin binding; sequence-specific DNA binding
Source: RefSeq, a predicted model, not a curated record
ACUAGGUCAGCCAUGUGGAUGCGUCUGUUGAACAGCUGAAGAGGGGGGGCUCACGGAGAGGCAGGGAGAUAGGCAGAACGCGGUGUGUGUGCAUAUGAAAGAGGGGGUAGAGGCAGAGAGAGAGCGCGCGCGCGUGUGAGUGUGUGAGAGAGUGUGUGUGUGUGAAAAAGGAAGCCGAGUCUGUAAACGGUGAACUCACUGAUUUCCUACCCCUCGAAGUGCAGCACUGUAUCAAGACUACAGUCCUUUAUGCGUUUCACAUCGGGAGCUAUAACACGGCGUAAGGGAACGGAGUCCGCCGUGUGCUUUCUGAAGGAGUCCCUCGGCGAUCGGAACGUGGAUAAAUUAGCAAAAGCGAGAUCGUCUUUUGUUGAAGCAAGUGCCCGCUUCCCUCUGCAUGGGCAGCGGCUCUUUAAGGAUAAAGUGUCGGCGCGAUACUGCUUAGCCCUGGUUCUUGGAUCUGACCCAGGCCAACAAGUUCGGCCGGGUCAUUUGGUAGUAGCUGCCGAGGAUUCUGUUUGAAAUUGUUUGCAGCAGUCGAUUGGAACUUAGAUCAUCAGACUGGCGGCUCUCCUGAAACACUGGGGUUGUCGGUGCGGCGGACUUUUUCCUGGAUCUGACCGGUAAAUUCAGAAGACUGAAGCCCAGGCUCACAGUCUACCUUUCACGGAGGCCCAGCCGUGAGAGGACAGAGGAAGGCACGUGGCGAAUCAUGACCGCCGACAAGGACAAGGACAAGGAGCGGGACCGCGACAGGGACCGUGACCGGGACAGAGACAGAGAGCGCGAGAGGGACAAGGGACGUGGUGGUGGCCGGGCCAAGCAGGACAAAGAAGCGAGGCAGCUCAGGCCAGGCCGCGCCGCUGCCGCGUUAAGAGAGCGAGCAUACGCCUUCGGAAGCGAACACAGCGAAGACGAUGACAAUGAGGGAGGCACCUCCGGAGGUGGUGGUGGAGGAGGUGGGGGCGGGGGAGGAGGAGGAGGAGAAGGAGGCAAGAAGAGCAAGAAGAAGCUGCCCAAGAAGAAGUCACGCUACGAGCGCAUGGAGAACGGAGAGAUCACCUCCUUCAUUACGGAGGACGACAUCAUCUACCGGCCUGGAGACUGUGUGUACAUUGAGAGCCGUCGACCCAACACACCCUACUUCAUCUGUAGCAUUCAGGAUUUUAAGCUGAGCAAACGGGACCAUCUGCUGAUGAAUGUGAAGUGGUACUACCGCCAGUCUGAGGUGCCCGACUCGGUCUACCAGCACCUGGUGCAGGACCGCAACAACGAGAACGACUCUGGUCGGGAACUGGUCAUCACUGACCCCGUUGUCAAGAGCAGAGAGCUCUUCAUCUCAGACUAUGUGGACACGUACCAUGCUGCUGCCCUCAGGGGAAAGUGUAACAUCACCCACUUCUCCGACAUAUUCGCCGCCAGGGAGUUCAAAGCCCGCAUCGACUCCUUCUUCUAUAUCUUGGGAUACAACCCAGAGACAAGGCGGCUAAACAGCACACAAGGGGAGAUCCGAGUAGGUCCCAGCCACCAGGCCAAGCUCCCAGACCUGCAGCCCUUUCCCUCUCCUGGCGGCCAGUCCGUGACUGAGAAAGAGGAGUUGGUGUGGAUGCCGGGGGUCAACGACUGUGAUCUGCUCAUGUACCUUAGGGCAGCCAGGAGCAUGGCAGCGUUUGCGGGGAUGUGUGACGGAGGUUCCACAGAGGAUGGCUGCCUAGCUGCUUCCAGAGACGACACCACACUCAAUGCGCUAAACACUCUGCACGAGAGUAGUUACGACGCUGGGAAGGCCCUGCAGCGGCUGGUCAAGAAGCCUGUGCCCAAACUCAUCGAGAAGUGUUGGUCAGAGGACGAAGUGAAACGGUUCAUUAAAGGACUGAGACAGUACGGCAAAAACUUCUUCAGGAUUCGGAAAGACCUACUUCCCAACAAGGAAACGGGCGAACUGAUCACGUUCUACUACUACUGGAAGAAGACGCCCGAGGCGGCCAGCUCACGAGCCCACCGCCGCCACCGAAGACAGCCCGUCUUCCGCCGCAUCAAGACCCGGACCGCCUCCACGCCCGUCAACACUCCCUCACGCCCCCCCUCCAGCGAGUUUCUGGACCUGAGCUCAGCCAGUGAGGAUGACUUUGACAGCGAGGACAGCGAACAGGAGCUGAAGGGCUACGCCUGCCGCCACUGUUUCUCCACCACUUCUAAAGACUGGCACCACGGAGGCCGGGAGAACAUCUUACUGUGCACCGACUGCCGGAUCCACUUCAAGAAGUACGGCGAGCUACCACCCAUCGAAAAGCCCGUGGACCCGCCUCCGUUCAUGUUCAAACCCGUCAAAGAGGAAGAGGAUGGGCUCAGCGGCAAGCAUAGCAUGAGGACCCGACGCAACCGAGGCUCGAUGUCGACGCUACGAAGUGGCCGUAAGAAGCAGACAGCCAGCCCCGAUGGCAGAGCCUCCCCCACCACCGAGGACCUGCGCUCCAGCGGACGCACCUCACCCAGCGCAGCGAGCACGUCCAGCACAGACAGCAAGACCGACUCCAUGAAGAAACCCACCAAGAAAAUCAAGGAGGAAGCUCCAUCGCCCAUGAAGAGUGCCAAACGUCAGCGGGAGAAGGGCACCUCGGACACGGAGGAGUCGGAGAGGGCGAGCGCCAAGAAGUCGAAGACUCAGGAGCUAAGUCGACGGACUGCGCCGCCCGGAGUUGAGGGAGAGAGGUGAGAAGCUGAGAGCUCCGCAGGGCGCAGUGUGAGCAGCGAGGGGGCGCUUAGUGACCCCAAGGACAUGCGACCAGAGGACAGCCGCGGCUCUCGCCCUGGCAUCCCCAGCCGGCGACGAGGCGGCUGGACUCGUCGACCCCAGCAGCACCUGCCACCGCCCGUCAUCCCGAGGUGCCAGCCGGGCGCCAUGCCCUCCGCCGCCCCCAACCCCCAAUCAUCCGCCUCCGCCUUGUCAUCGUCCUCUUCUUCGUCUUCAUCCGCGACGGUCACUCCAAACCCCCCGACGUCAGUCGCGCCCCCAGCCUUACCUCCGCAGGUGUCCCCUGCCGGGCCUCCGGUGCCCAUGCCCCCUCAGCCCCCAUGCCCCUGGCCAGACCCCACUCUGGCUCAUCCAGUCGGCGGGCGGUGUCUCACACUCCACCAUGGCGGCUGCCCCUGCAGCCUCACUCGCCCCGCUGCCCCAGAGCUCCUCAGAGCGUCCUCUCAGACUGCCUCUCAGGCGCUGGCGCCACCCUUGCCCCCUCCGCCGCCACCUCACCACGGCCCGCUGCCCCCCAUGGCCCACCCCCUGCAGGGCGGGCCGCCUCACCUGCCCCCGCACGGGCACCCAGCACACGGCAUGCCCCCCCAGCCCUUCCCGCACUCGCAAGCUCAGGUGCCCCCCUCAGGCUCCCACCCAGGACAGCCUCAACCCUCCGCAUUGUCCCAGCGAGAGAGGGAACGGGAACGGGAACGAGAGAGGGACCGAGAACGGGAGAGGGAGAGAGACCGGGAUCGGGAUCAGCAGCCGCCUUCCCACAUGCCCCGACGCCCCAGCUGCCGCCGGGAGCCCCCAGCGCCAUGAAAGCAGCCAUGGCCCCCGGCGUCCAUCUCCAUGCCCCACAUCAAGCCGCCCCCCACCACGCCCAUCCCGCAGAUGCCCAGCGCACCUUCCUCGCACAAGCACGCGCCGCACCUGGCCGCGCCGCCACCCUUCCCCCAGAUGCCCUCAAACCUGCCGCCGCCGCCGGCGCUCAAGCCCCUCAGCUCGCUGUCCACCCACCACCCGCCCUCGGCGCACCCGCCCCCGCUGCAGCUCAUGCCCCAGAGCCAGCAGCUGCAGCCGCCGCCCGCCCAGCCCCCCGUGCUCACGCAGUCCCAGAGCCUGCCCGCCUCGACUGGGCACGGGCCUCCGCAACCUCCCCCUCUCCCUCCGUCCGCAGCAGCCGCUGCUGCCGCUGCCGCUGCUGCUGCUGCCGCCGCCGCCGCCUCGCACGGGCUGCCCUCCCAGCCGCCCUUCCCGCCCCACCCCUUCAUCCCCGGGGGCUCGGCCGUGCUGCCCCCUUCUUCGGUGGUGCCGCCGCCCUCCUCCGCUGCCUCUAUGCCCGGUCUGCCGCCUGUGGCCUCGUCCAUGCCGUUGCCUGCCUCGGUCAGCGCCAGCUUGCCGGGGCCCUCCUCUGUGGCGAUGCCCGCCAUUCAGAUCAAGGAGGAGCCGCUGGAUGAGGCCGAGGAGCCCGAGAGCCCGCCGCCUCCUCAGAGGAGCCCCUCGCCUGAACCCACCAUCGUCAACACUCCCAGCCACGCCAGCCAGUCCGCAAGGUUCUACAAACAUUUGGAUCGGGGCUACAACACCUGCGCCAGGACCGACUUCUACUUCACUCCGCUGGCCUCGUCCAAGCUGGCGAAGAAACGCGAGGAGGCCCUGGAGAAGGCCAAGAGGGAGGCCGAGCAGAAGGCUGUGAAGAGAGGAGAAAAGCCGGGAGGCGGGAGGAGAAGGAAAGCCCGAGCCUUGGCCGAAGAAGGAGGCCGAGAGCUGCGGUGAAAAGCCUCCAGCUCCUCUCACGAAGGCCGGAUGAGCGAGCCGCCGAUGCCUGGUCCCGCCCACAUGCGCCCGUCCUUCGACGGCCCGCCGACCACCAUCGCGGCCGUGCCGCCCUACAUCGGGCCCGACAUCACCGCGCUCGGGCAGACGCUGGAGCUUAUGUGCACGCCGCCGCACGUCAUGUCGCCCACCAACCGCAACCACCCGUUCUUCAUGUCGCUCAACCCCAGCGACCCGCUGCUGGCCUACCACAUGCCGGGCCUGUACAACGCCGACCCGGGGCUGCGCGAGCGCGAGCUGAGGGAGCGGGAGAUGCGCAGCCAUCGCCAGCGGGAGAUGCUGUAGCGCAUGACUAACUUCGAGGUCAAGCACCUUGAGCUUUGGAAGAGGCCUGCACCAUCGGCCAACCCCAUGGAGCACUUUGCGCGCCACGGCGCCGCCAUCUCGCUGCCGCACAUGGCCGGACCGCACCCGCCGCCUCCUUCCACCGGGCGGCUGGCGGCUGAGCGGCUGGCGCUGGCGGCUGGCGGCUGGCGGCUGGCGGCUGGCGGCUGGCGGCUGGCGGCCGAGCGCAUGGCCUCAGUGGCCGCCAACGACCCCAUUGCCCGGCUGCAGAUGUUCAACGUCACGCCGCACCACCAUCAGCAUUCGCACAUCCACUCGCACCUUCACCUGCACCAGCAGGAUCCGCUCCACCAAGGUGGUGGUGGUGAAUGUCUUGUGUGUCCCCCAGGUUCGGGGGCCCACCCGCUGGUCGACCCGCUCGCCGCCGGACCUCACCUGGCGCGCUUCCCCUACCCACCCGGAGCCAUCCCCAAUGCCCUGCUGGGACAGCCUCCCCACGAGCACGAGAUGCUGCGACAUCCUGUGUUUGGCACACCAUACCCUGCCCGUGACCUGCCAGGAGGUCUGCCUCCACACAUGUCGGCAGCGCACCAGCUUCAGGCCAUGCACGCACAGUCGGCAGAGCUCCAGAGGCUAGCCAUGGAGCAGCAGUGGCUGCACGGACAUCCACACAUGCAUGGGGGCCCGCUGCCUGGCCAGGAGGACUACUACAGCCGGUUGAAGAAAGAAAGUGAUAAGCAGCUGUAACCAACUGAGGGAGAUGCGAGGAGACGAGGUCGGCAGGACGUUGACACAGGAAGUUGUAACCGAACGCAGUCACGGAGAGGAACUCUACGGUGUCCUUGGACCGUUUUUUUUUAUCCUAUUUUAAGACAAAGAAAGAAAAAAAAAAGGAAAAGUACAGACACCAGUUUCCUUUGCUGUUAUGGACGUUUAUUUUUUUGUUGUUUUUUUUUUUUCCGUUUGGAAAAAAAAAGGAACUGAGACUUUGGUAUAUAGCGUUCAAGUAGUAACAACGUCCUCAAGACUGAUUGUGACUUCCCUGCAUGGCAUCCAACUCCGAGAAGCUUCCCUGACCUGUUUAUUUUGUAGGUGCUAGAGAACAAGACACUUUUGUCACUGUGCUUAUGGAGAACGAGAGGAAAAAAAGACACAAACAAGGAAAACUGAUGGGCCAUUAUAUCUGAAAAAGUGCUAUCUUAAAUUCAAUGUUUAUUUUAAUACAUUGUAGAACGUUUUCACAAUUUUAAGAGAAAAAAAGCUGCAGCAUGGCAUUUUUUUUCUGAGUCUGUAAAUAGUAUAUAUACAUAUAAUAAUUAUUAUUAUUAUUAUUAUUAUUAUUAUUAUUAGGUGUGGAUUCCUAACCAAGUUGUUAGACCCUUCCAGUAUAAUAGUUCUGAAGCAUUAUCCCUUGUUUCAGAGGGGAGCGCGAUGGCUCUGUUUGAGUUACCUAAUGGUCAUAAGAGACAGGUAUGGUCCAUAAAAAAGUUUGCUGGUACAGCAGUACCUCACAUGGAUCCACCAAUAUGUUUCACAUUCAGUCUGUCAUCGCUUUUUGAGAGCCAGCCGCAAAACAAGAAUGAAACAAACAUGGAGGGAAACAAAACACUUCAUUAUCAUCAACACAAGCUUUCCCCUGGUGUUGACUUGAAGAUUUGAGACACACGAAGAGGAGGGGGAUGACCUGUGUCUUAAUUUGGACAUUAAGGAGAGAACCCAAACACAAGACAUGAGCACAUAAACUCCCAUUACUCUCAAAAAAAAAACUUGAAAAUUGCACUAAAUUUUUAAGCACUCACUUUGACAUUUUCACAUCUAAUUGACACUGUUGCAAAUCAGAGAAAGUAAUGUGGAUACAUCAUUUUAAAAAUGUAAAUCCAUUCCAUAUUAUAAUUGCAAUUCCUUUUUAACUUGUAAAAUAAACAAUAUCAGUACCUUGCACAAAUAUGCAGUAGCGCUACAGUGGCCCUACUGGAAUCUCGACUUCAGUUCUUUGAGGAGUGGUUUUUAACGCUUCAGUUUUAAGACUUGAGUGGUGCUUAAUUUGAACAGUAAAGUACUCUGUCCUUGCAUACAUAUCCCACAAUGCUCUCCUCCCCCUGCAUAAAAAAACAAACCCAGGGCUCCUCCCUCACUUAACCUCCAGCUUCACUGUAACAACUCAAGGUACCAUACUCACUGUGAUGCCACCAAGGCAAGUUCCUGAAGGUUAAGUGCUUGGACCUGAGUAUGUGUCUGUUUUGAGAGAGAAGAUGGCAAGUGAGAAUAGUGCAUGUGUUUACAAGAGAGGAGAAAUACAUGCUCCCAGUCCAGGUCCUGUCUGCAUUCCUUUACAACAACUACUGUCACAACUAGCCUGCCCUACAUACCUCCUCACAGUCAUGGCUGGGUUGGUAAAAAGGUGGGGGUGGGUUGUGUGCUCACCUCUGUUUGACUGUUACAUGCAGUAUUUUUACACGGUCAUUUUUACCACGUCACCUCAACUUCAUUCUGUUGUCCACCAUUGACAUCAUCCUCAGAUAUAUCUAUAUGCAUCUUGCACUUAAAAUCAAACCUCUGAGAUCUCUGAACUGGUCUGAACACUCACAUGGGGCUCCACAGCCUCAGUUGACGGCAGCGGGUAGUAUUUUGAAGGCAUGCUUUUCAGAGUGACACCAGCCGAGUUUAAUUUUGAAAUGUGCAGCUUUUUUGACCUAUUUUUCCCCUGGAUGUGGGUCUAAAUCCACACUGGGCUUUUUAUGAAAAUGAAAAACUCUAGCCAUUGACCUGUCUCUGUCUGUGUGGUGUACUGAGCAUUUGAUUUCUCUCUCUCUCUCUCUCUCUCUCUCUCUCUGCUUUAUUUUUACCAGAAGUCUCCCUGCCCCUCUGUUCCUCUUUUGUGUCUCAAACCUUUGAUGUUAAGUGUUGUCAACGGUUUAGCUUCUCGUUUUAAAAGCGGCAAUAGCAGAAUGUAAAUUCUGACUGCUAAGAUUUAUAUAUAUACUGGUAUCUUGAAGCUUAUUGUACAUAUUAGUAGUCGCCAUGGGAUGACACAAUGUAAACAAAAAGUAGAAAUAAUUAAGACAAAUUGUGAGUCCUGUGUUCUCUCCAUUUGAGUAUUUUGUAAUUUUUUUGAAAAAUUUGUGGAAUUAAAAUAAAAACUAAGUUACACCACA